CCUUUUCUAGCUAUCAAACCACCAAAAAAGCAGACUCAAUAUUUUCUCAACGGUUUCUUCGUAUCAAUUUAUUUAUUUAUUUUAAUAAAGAAUUUAAUUCUUCAUCUUCUUCUCAUUAUUCACCUAUAUAUAUACAUACAAUACAGACAAUUUAGGGCAUAAAACUGUUCCAGUCAGCCAUGGAAGAAUCCAUGGAGCUCCGAGCUAUGAAGAAGAAGAAGAAGAAGAACACGACAACAACAACAACAACCGAAGAAAGCUUGACCAACUUCUUUGAUUUUCUCUCCGAAGAACUUGUUGUCUUAAUCCUUGACUUCCUUAAUCAAAACCCAUUUGACCGUAAAUCAUUCUCUCUCGUCUGUAAGUAUUUCUACUCCGUCGAAGCCAAACACCGCAAGACCCUUAAACCCCUGCGAUCUAAUUCCAAACAUCUCGGCUCUGUUCUCACCCGGUACCCGAACUUGACCCGAAUUGAUCUCACGCUCUGUUCUAGAGUCGCUGAUAAUUCGUUAGCCGAAAUCUCCAAUGCAUGCAAGGCGAAUCUCAGGUCCAUCGAUCUUUCGAGGUCGAGGUUUUUCUCGGGAGCUGGGUUGUUGAAUUUGGCUUUGAGUUGUGAGAAUUUGGUUGAGAUUGAUCUUUCUAAUGCGACGGAGCUGAUGGAUUCUGGUGCAGCGGCGGUUGCUCAGGCUAAGAAUUUGGAGAGAUUGUGGUUGGCGAGGUGUAAGAUGAUUACGGAUUUGGGGGUUGGGUGUAUUGCUGUUGGUUGUAGGAAGCUUAAGCUGAUUAGCUUGAAAUGGUGUGUUGGGGUUGGGGAUUUUGGGGUGGGAUUGAUUGCUGUUAAAUGCAAAGAAAUUCGUAGUUUGGAUCUCUCCUUCUUGCCGAUCACUGAUGAAUGCUUACCAUCUAUCUUGAGAUUACAAUAUCUUGAGGAUUUGGUUUUAGAAGGAUGUUUUGGUAUUGAUGACAGCAGUCUUGAGGUUCUCAAAUGUUGCUGCAAGUCAUUAAAGAAACUCGAUUUGUCAAGUUGCCAGAACAUUACUCAUGUUGGGUUAUCUUCGCUUACAAAUAUAGCUGGCGAAAAUCUUGAGGAACUCACCUUAUCAUAUGUCUCUCCUGUGACUUCUGUUCUUGCCGAUAGCUUGAGAGGGCUUCCCAUGUUGCAAACAGUUAAAUUGGAUGGUUGUCUAGUUACUAGUGCUGGACUGAAAGCCAUUGGAGAUUGGUGUGUAUCUUUGAGGGAGUUGAGCUUAAGUAAAUGUUCUGGUGUGACUGAUGAUGGUCUUUCCUCUCUUGUUAUCAAACACAGAGAUUUGCGGAAGCUGGAUAUUACCUGUUGCCGCAGAAUCACUUAUGUGUCUAUUGCCCACAUUACAAAUUCAUGCUCUGCUCUCACUUCUCUCAAGAUGGAGUCAUGUGCUCUUGUUUCUAGAGAAGCAUUUGUUUUGAUUGGACAGCGAUGUCGUUUCUUAGAGGAGCUUGACCUAACAGAUAACGAAAUUGAUGAUGAAGGUUUGAAAUCUAUCUCUAGAUGCUCUAAACUCUCAAGCUUAAAACUUGGAAUUUGUUUGGACAUAACUGAUAAGGGAGUUGCACAUGUUGGUUUUUCUUGCUCUAAACUCAAAGAGCUCGAUCUAUACAGGUGCACAGAUAUUACGGAUUCUGGCAUUUCAGCUAUUGCCAGUGGUUGCCCUGACCUUGAGAUGAUUAAUAUAGCCUAUUGUAAAGACAUCAGUGAUGAUUCGUUAGUAUCUUUGUCGAAAUGCUCAAGGUUAAACACAUUUGAAAGUCGAGGCUGCCCACUUAUUACAUCUUCUGGCUUAGCAGCUAUUGCUACCCAAUGUAAGCAGCUUGUCAAGCUAGACAUAAAGAAAUGUUUCAAGAUUGAUGAUGCCGGGAUGGUUUCUCUGGCUUACAAUUCCCAGAAUCUAAGACAGAUUAAUUUGUCAUAUACCGCAGUGACAGAUGCAGGACUUGUAACUCUUGCCAGGAUUAGUUGCCUACAGAGUUUGACCAUUUUGCAUUUGGACGGUUUGAGUCCUGGUGGAAUCGCCCUUGCCUUGUUGGCAUGUGAAGGCCUAACAAAAGUAAAGCUUCAAACAUCCUUUAAAUCAUUGCUACCGCACCCUCUUCUCAAACAUUUAGAAGGACGGGGAUGUGCGAUUCAGUGGAGGGAUAAAGUUUUGCAGGCUGAGCUAGAUCCACUGUGUUGGAAGCUAAAGUUAGAAGACAUCAUGUACUAAGGGCACCUCACCUAUCUGCAUGUUUUUGAAGAGUUUUACCUCGCCAUGGUUGCGUGGUUCCAUGGUUCGAUGAUAAUAGGUAGACAAUAAAUGUAACUCAAAGAAGUAGCAGCCUCAUCAUGGUUCGACAAGGGCAACAACUGUGUUGUGUUGUGUUGUGUUGCAGUGAGAGCUGUGGGGACAUUUUUUCUAUUCCAUUUUUCAAGUCUUUAAAUGGUGUAUACUCCCCAAACCAAUGAGUAACUUUUAUUAUGAAAUGAAUUCUAGUUUAGUUUAUAUCAUGGGAAUGAGUUGUCAAGUUUGUAAAUAUAGUACUAAAUACUAAUAGUAAUAGACAUUGUAUGUACAAUCGUAAAUGCAUAUAUAUAAUAAAUUUUGUGUUGAGUUAA
Cannabis sativa is the source of this 2629-nucleotide messenger RNA. Its product is annotated as F-box/LRR-repeat protein 3. Gene Ontology annotation, molecular function: protein binding. Bases 180 to 2240 code for a protein of 686 amino acids. Lineage: Eukaryota; Viridiplantae; Streptophyta; Magnoliopsida; Rosales; Cannabaceae. The record is from RefSeq and is a predicted model, not a curated record. The transcript is spliced from 8 exons. Gene Ontology annotation, biological process: SCF-dependent proteasomal ubiquitin-dependent protein catabolic process. Gene Ontology annotation, cellular component: SCF ubiquitin ligase complex.